Messenger RNA from Trematomus bernacchii (emerald rockcod), 10961 nucleotides. RefSeq lists its product as uncharacterized. NCBI's taxonomy places the organism in Eukaryota, Metazoa, Chordata, Actinopteri, Perciformes, Nototheniidae. The coding region runs from base 995 to 6025 and encodes 1676 amino acids. The transcript has 5 exons. The record is from RefSeq and is a predicted model, not a curated record.
AUUGACAAGAAGAAAAGCUAGAAAGGGGAGAGAGAGUGAAAAGGAGAGGAGGAGGAGGAAGAGGAGGGUUUGCGUUGGUGUGUUGGUUGGCAGAGCGAGCGCUUGUCAGAAAAACCUUCCUCUGACAGAAGGCAUGAUUCACAGCGGAGAGAGAGGGAGAGGGGAGAGAAAGAGGGGGAGAGAGAGGGAGACGAGCGUCAGAAAAGACGAAAAACAGCAGAGAUAAAGAGAGGGAGAGAGAGAAACAACAGAGGAAGAGAUGCCGGUAAGAAACGGGGGACUGCUGAUUUGAGGCAGAAUGACAAGACCUUAACAGGAUGGGACUGAGAUCGACGCGCUGGAUUGACUGAUGCCUUUUAAUGACUGUGACCAUGUUGAUAAGACAGACAGUGGUAAUCAACACAUACAGUCGGAAUGAAAGAAGAAGCUCUGACUGGAUUCAUCAUUUCUAUCACUGUGCUCGGCCUUUCUGUCGCUUUGUGUCUGACAGAAUAACGCUCCACUGGAUAAAGACUUAAUUGGAUCCAAACCGACAUCCAGAACAAUAAACAACCAGAAUAAAUACAAAUGUAGAAAUGCUGGGAAAAGAGUGGGAGAGGAAAUGAGCUAAGAACAGUAACCCUGUGGACAUAAUAACUGGACAUCUUUUUUCAGUACUUUUCGUUUCGAAAUCUGGUUGGGAUAUUUCAAUUUGCGAUAAUGCUCUUUACAUUGCUUUUAUCACAUUGAGCUUUGGACAAGCUUAUUUUGUUGAACAGAAGGAUUAUGCUUGAGUAUUUUACAUUAAACGAAGCAAAAAUUGGAAUUGUAUAUUUCUAUUUUUUUUUUUGUUGCCACGUUCCUCCCAAAGCUAGAUGCCCUGCUUCCUGCACAUUCUGAUGUUUUUUAAGCAAUUUUUUGGUGAAUUAGUAAAUCUGACAAAUUCACAAUUCACUCUUCAAACUUCUACCGUUCAUCCCACCAACCCCUCCCACCGUCAGCAAUCCGGCCAAUCAUGGGAAAGCCUCUAAGCCGUCCUGGGUGUUUCAGGAAGAGCUCCUGCUGCCUGGAAAAACAUGGAGCUGGGGAUGGGGGAGUGGGAGGGCGGGCUGCGACAGUGGACGGGGGUUAUGGAGAUGGCUAUGUACCCCAAAGAUCCAUCUACGAUACCAUGUGCAUCAAUCAGCAGAUUGACAGCCAUCACCAUCACUCUGGAGGAUCCAUAAGGAGAGACGGUGGAAAUGAAGGGAGUUUUAGCUACUCUGCAAGUGGCUCUCUGAGGGUGAGCAGGUCUCCGGCUGACAUGUUUGAUUCCCAGCCCCGCUCUCUAACUCCCAACCCCUCAUUUGUUCGGCGACUGGAUGAAAGAGCCAUCUUUGAUUCAUUGAAGCUCGGUGGUCAGGAUGUCGAUGGUGUCGGCUGCCAUUCGCCAGGAUGUUUCAACCGAUCAGUUUCUCCUUCAAUGUCAUCUUUUUCAGCACCCGGAGUGUCCUCUUCCUCAUCCAAAAAGCACCACCAUCACCCCCACCAUCACCAUGGAGACAGUGCAAAGAGUAGAGAUGGUCGACAUUCCUGGAAAGUCAUGACACCUCCAACACAGAUGGAGUGUAUGGAGUAUACUACAACUGAGAUGAUGGACAGAGGAGGUGGGUAUCUAAACCCAGGGCAAUACCCUCCCCCUGGGGGCCAGUCCUCUUCUCUUACUUCCCCCCUAAUUUCCCCCUUUUCCGGCUCACCUCUCUCCUCAGGUUACCAUACUCCAGUUUUCUUCUCCCCUGCCAAACCUCGACCCAGUCAGUCUCAGAGUUUGCGAUGUUCCCCUCCCCAUGUCAUCCAGCCGAGGCAUUACUCGCAAACACAGAGCCUCAGAAUGUCGCCACCCCUUGAGGUAAGACGAUCCCCCUACCGCGCCCCGCUGGUCCAACUAUCUGCUCAUGACCUCGAGCAGGAAAUGAGGGAUCGAGGAGGAGGGUGGAGAAAUGAGCGAGAAAGGGACUGGGAGCGGGAGAGAGAAAGGGAGAUGGAGCGAGGGUGGGCCCAAAGAGAGUGGGAACGAGAGAGGGAGAGGGGGAGACUGGAGAGGGAGAGGGCAAGAGAAAGGGAGAGGAGGGAAACAUCGUCAUUUGGGACCUUCGGGUAUGGUCGACCCGUACCUUUGCGUUCUGACAGAGACUCUGUGUUUUUAGAGCCUGACCAGGUUUUAGACACAACACCCCUGUUGCUUCCCCAGCCUUCACCUUCCCCUUCACCUUCCCCCAAUGCCCCCAGAAUGGGGACUGCCGCUGUGGGCAGAAAUAGAGCUGGGUCAAAAGUUGGAUCUGAAAGUAUAGGUGGGGGUAUGGUUUCAAAGUAUGACAAUGGGAGUGUGGGUUUGGUGUUAAUUGACAGCAAAUCUGGGUAUGGGCCGAGGUUAGUAAAUGAAGUUGGGAACAUGUCAGAGGCCGAAAUAAGGGCUGCAAUAAAAGAACACCAUAGAGCUGAAAGUUGGAACCAGCAUGACCACGGAUCCAGGGCUAGUGUUAAAAAUGGGUCUGAAAAAAGAAUGGGCUCCCAGGUGAAAACUAGACCAGGGGGACGGGAUCUAGAAGGAAAGGUGCAGUCUGGGGUAGGGAUCGAAAAUAUGGCUCCAACUGUGAACAAGGAGGGACACAAGGGAGGGAUAAGGAGUGGAGAAAUAAAUGGAAGGGGUGGGGCUAAACAAGAACCUGUUGCUGAGUCGACACCAUCUGAGAACAGGUUUGAGCCUCAAAAUAAUGUUGAGCUGGUAGCUGAACCUGGUACAGGGAUGAAGCCAGAGAUCGAGGCAGAGGUUGAGGUUAGAGCUAUUUCGAGGCAAGUGGACAACUUGAUUGGUAAUGAAGCUGAGGGUGUAGCAACAGUUAAUAGUGAGGUUGGUUCACCAGCAGAGCCCAGACUAGAAGCUGAAGUUAAACCAGAAGUUAAGAUGGCCCCAUCUGAGCCUGAGGCAGUACUACAGACUGGGGUUGGUAAGGAAACAGGGACUAAAAGUAACAUAGAGACUGGGGUUGCUUGUCAAACCCAGAGCAGCAACGAGAUUACAGAUAAAGCCCAGAUAAAUGUUGUUGCUGGGGAUAAAACGGAGAAUGCUCCUGUAGAGCAAGAUGAGAAAAAGCCCUUGGACAUUGAUAAAAUUGAAUCUAGCCAUGUAGAGAAAUGUUCCAGGUCCCGCAAGUCCAAAUCCUCCAAAUCAACAUCUAGGACUCGACCUGGCACGGCAACAGGGAUCCGUCCAGGCGUGGUCAGCCCUUGCCUAAGCAGAGGGUUUCCGGACCUUGAGCAAACAAGCCCUGCUGAGGGCAUUGAGUCAACUUGGCCACGCCGAAUUAUUGUCAGAAAGAGGACUGUUCGGCAGGGUGGGGCACUCCACAAUCUCCCUAUUCUCCCCCCACUCCCCUCUGUCCUCUCAGCACUGGAGAAGAGGCAUCCGCAUGUUCACCUCCUCCCUCGUCCAGGACACUAUUCAGAGAAUCCGCUAACAACACUCAUGAAUGCUACAAGUAUCGUGGGACGAUGCUCACUUAAAGAGCCAUCCCACCAAGAUCCAGGACAGAGCGCCAGUUUGGUGGGCAGAGCUUCCCUGAAGGAGCAGAACUUGGAGCACUGGAGGGUCUGCAGAGAGCAAGAGGAACCCAAGAGGUCCAGAAGCAAGGAGAAACAAGCAGAGCUAAGCAAGGGUAAGACUGAGAUCGAGGAGAUGAAGGGAAAAGAAGAGAAGCGAGACAAGGAGAAGGGGGAAGAGAAAGACAAAAAGAAGGAGAAAGUGGGUAAGGAGAAAGAGAGGGUUCCUGUCAGUGUGGGGCUAGUAGAGGAAACCAAACGAGAAAAGUCAGAGAGAAGGGUUGAAGAGAAAGUGCCAGAAGAUUGGAACAUAAAGGAACGUGUGAUAAAGGAACGUGUGAAAAAGGAAAGAGAUAUAGAAAUAAUUUGUCUAAAAAAGGAGGAUAAGGGAAUGGAGACUAAAGAUGGAAUACAAGGGCAGCAUGGAAAAGAGUUCAAGCAGGUUGUGACAAAAUCAAAGAAAGAAGAAAGUGAGGUAAAGGGAGGAGAAGAAGAAGGAGGCCCUUUGGGAGAGGAAGAAGGUUGGGACACUGUCCUGGACAUGGUCAACACUUUGUGGGAGGAUGGCUGGGAGAAAGGAGGAACGGGCGGAGGUGAUGAUACAGAUUCAUUUUCUGGCUCCCUUCCGCGUUGGCCUCUUCUUCGACCCCCGAUGGGUUUUGGGGGCUCUCACCCCCCCUCCUCUGCAGCUUCGGAGCUCAGCCUGACUGAGUUGGAGCGGAGAGCCAGGGAGCUGGACUCUGACCUGGAGCACCUAGACCUGUCCCAACCACACAGGGACACCCAGGAUGUAUACCAACCACUGCUGGAGCCACAGAGGGAACGAGCUGACAUGUACCAAACACACCCAGGGCCGCAGAGAGAUAAAGCUGCUCUCAUGACAGGCACAGGGAGCAGAUCCCAUAUCAGUUUGGAGCUCACUGCUAUGGCUUCACCAACUACAGACACAGAAAGACCUUCUGACUGGUCAACUAAACCUGCUGGGACUUCCACUGUUGGUACAAGCUCCACUAAGGAGGACAGCUCUCCAGACUCCAACCUGACACUGGAGUCCGACUCCAGCGGCGUCUUCCUCUCCUUAUCCAAUCAGAGCCAGGAGGAGGCCGGCUCUGACAGCGACCAGCCAAUCAGUGGCUCUGACCUAGGCAGCAGCAGCACGUCACUGGAAAAGGACGGGGAGGACGGAGGGUCAAAGGAAUGGGGGAGGGAGGAGAGUGCAGAGCUACAGUGGUGCUACCCUACAGUAUUCAAUACAACCUUGCAAGAAGACAUAGAAGGAGAUAGGGACCAAGAGGAAGCUGGGCAUGGAAAUAUGGGGACAUAUGAAAGGGGAGGGAAAGAUGAAAAUGUAAGAAGGGUUGGUAGGAUAGGCACGGUUUCAAUCAUGAAGACCCAUCUCAACUAUACAGACAACGAGGGCUCCACGACUUUUAUGGCCCCACAAAGUGAAGAAAUACCGCCCAGGAAAAGAGUGACCCUCAUGGGAGGUGACAUUCCUCUUCCUCUGUCUCCCUUAAAACAACCAAUCAAAACCUUUCUAGAUCCAAAUCAGAUGCCAAUAAGAAGCUCAGGACUGGACUGUGGUGACAUAGAUCCCUUUGUUCAAUCGGACAGCUUUGUUUACCUCGCUGUGUCUGCAAAACCCGCCUCCCAGGGGGAAGUCGCCACAAAGACAGAAGUUCCCACCCAUGGUAUAAAACAAGGCAGUGUACAAAAGCGUUCAAAUAGCGUGAAAACACACUUUGACCAGUCAAAUACAGAAUGGCGGGCCAAGCCAACUCAUCUUGGUCCACAAAAACCAGAGGAAGGAGACUUUCUGUGUACUGACAGCUUUGUGUACCUGGCUGCUCCGGCCUGCCACCUACUGGGCCCCACAGGAACUGCACCCUACAGCGGCAGGGAGUCCGACUCGGAGAGUUCAGGAUCUGGCCCUGGUGACAUGUCAGUUCUGGGUUGUGGCUCGGUGGCAGGGGACAGUGACUGGGACUCAGACCUGUCUGAUUCCGAUCCCAGUCGCCCCCCCAGGAUCUCUUCUGCUGGAAACAGAGCUGCCGGCGCAUCACGAUCAAAGCUGCACGCUGAACCGGGCUGGGACUUAUUCGGAGAUACCACAGAGCCUGAAGUGCUGAGUGAGCUUUUCACGGAACAGGAUAAAAACAACAAUGGUAAAGCAAGGAAGGUUACCGGGGUAACCAGCAGCCUGGAAGAUUCAACGGCCAUUCCCAUGGCAACUCAGCGUGUCACUUCGCCAGUGAAACGGUCGACAACAGUGGAGCAGGCGUCAACAAAGGUGACAUGGCAGUUUAGACCUGCCCAGAGGUCAGUCUGCACAGGAAGUAGAAAGGAGAAAGAGAAGGAAAUGACGUCAUCGUCAUCAGUAAGGUUCACGGAACUGAGAGGAGAAGAGACCCAUAGAGGCUCCCCUUCAUCUUCAUCGUCUUCAUCAUCGUCAUCAUCUUCUGGUUGAUUUGUAAAGGAAAAUGAUUUUUUACCACCACUUGGGAAGAGCUUUUUUUGCCUGAAGCUCAGUGUGUUGCCAAAAGAUAGAAAAGGUCUUUCAUUUGUUCUGUUGAAACCGACAGAUGACAGAAUUUCUGUACAGAUUUAUUUGCCUGUAAUUUGUUUUUAAUUGUGCUUCUAGUUGCUGCCAUUGCCUUCUAAUGACUUACUAAAGGCUGCUUAAAAGACUAGUUAAUUGUUGCAUUUUCUAAUGUUGACAGUCCUUCACAAUAUCAUUAUAAUCUGUUCAAGUUUAAAGCGAUGUGAGAUUCUGAACUUCAGGUUGAGAUAAUGAGGGAAAAUGGCCACUGAUAGAACCCUUAUGUAAUUUAAGCACAAUGUUUAUUCGAAUGGAUUUGAUCAGAAAUCUAAAAAUGUUGAUUUAGAAGUUACAUGUACACAUUAUUCUCAAAUCUAAAUAAGACAUAUAUAUAGUUCUGUGGGGGUUUAUUCUGGUGAAUGUAUGUAUUGUGUAAAACACAAUUCACAUAUGAGGCGUUCUCAUGAUGUUGCUUGGUCGCAAUAACACAAACGCUUACAGUUGGACAAAAUAACUUCUGCCAGACCAUACCCUUCUGUUAUCUUUUUUAUAAAGAUUUAACUAUAUAAACGUGUCUCAGGCCUUAUAUUAAAUGAUAUCUUCUUCCCUAUGUAAUGCCUAACUUUAACACCUGCUUAUACUUCAUAUAAUAUUUAAAAAACGGACUUUUAAAAACUGUCAAAGGUCAAACUUUUCAAUGUACAAUGUAUUUUAUAAUCACAUCCAACUUUAACAACAGUGUAUUUAACAGUGUGUUCAUAAUAUAUUUUGAAAGAAAAUUAUAGAGUGAAAUAUAGAGUGAUCAAAUAUACAUAUAUAUACAGUAUAUGAUGAAUGUGCAACAAAUAAUGGAAGGAUUUAGUGAUAACAUUUAAUUUAAAUGUUUUAUUUAUCAAUUAGGUUAAAAAUGGUGAAUGUAAUAUUUGAGCAAUAUGCUUAUGGAUUCAUGCUAUAUUAUAUGUUUCAUAUGUGGAAAGUGUUGUGCAUAAAAAUGGCUGAGUUUGAUUUAAUGUAUACCGCCAACUACUGCAGUAUUACACUUAAGUAGAGGUUCUAUGUGGAACACUUUCAAACAUCAAUUUAUUAUCAGGUAUCUUGGUAUAAUUUCCAUAAACAAUGGAACAAGGUAGAGAUGAUUGAUAGCAUUUGCUUCACACCGGUGGUAUUUUUUAUUGCGAGUGACUUUAUCCCCCAUAAUCCUCUUUGCUUCUCCCACACCUCCAAGACAUCUUUAGCUUUGUGGAAUUGGAUAAACAUAAUUGUUUCCCUUUUAUUCCCAUCAAUCCUUUGUCUAUGGUUGUGCUGCAAAUGAAGCAAUCCAGAAGAGUUUCCCACAAUUCUAUGUUGCUGUAAACUGCAGUGUGGAGACGGAUUAAGCUGCCAAUAGGCACUGAUGUUAAAGGUUCACUUGAAUACGUUUCAACCCUAACCCUUGCUCUUGUCUCUACGUGACUAAUGGGGACAACAUAUUUUAGUCUAGUAUUGAGCCAGAGCGCUGUAAUGUAAUUGCUCUGGGUAAUCACGCUCAAUUAAAAUGUUCUUUUGACCUUUUGUCCGAAAAGGUCUGUUUGUUAUUGUGUCUAACAUGGUCUCAUCCAAGAGGAAGUCUCCUUCUGAAAUCUUACCACAGAGCUGUCUUUAGUCUGGUAGAAAACAGUAGAAAUGUGAGUGAGUCAUAGAGAGGAGAGCUGGGAGGGGUCUGUUCUGUUGGAGUGAGGGCUGUACCAUACGGAGAAAAUAUCACAAUAUAUUUAUAUAAUGAUAUACUUGAAAUGACCAUCUCUAAUGUGGAUUUAAUCACCAAGGGCCUACGUCUUCAUAGCAUCUUUGUCUGAGCACCUGUGUCCUUUUCUUCUGUGCUUGGAAUAGAGAUCGGCUGGCGGACACUAAAUGUUGCUGCCAGUGAGUGUUUGACUUUUAUUGCCGUAUGUCCAUAGCUCCUUGCUCUACGGCUGUCAGACUGAGCACUGAAGCUUAUUCAUACAAAGUUUUAGAGUAAGAUUCUCUCGAGUAGUGUUCAUGGUGAAAAAAUAGAAGUCAAACCAAUAUAUAGCUUCUUAAAAACCAGAAGAGACAACACUUUACGAUAUUAGCUCUAUAUCAAUAUAGCCGACAUAUAUAUAUAUAUAUAUAUAUCAGAUUUACCUUUAUCUUAAACAACACAUACAGUGUCAAAGACAAAAAAAACAGGUGUGCAGGUUGUCCAUUUAUUUGUACCCCCCCCCUUACAGGUACCGAUCAUUUCAAGUCAGACAAAAAAGCUUUUAUUCUUCUGUUAGAUCCUUUUCUCUGUAGGUGAUGUUGUUGGAUACUUAUAAUAACAAUGAAACUGUGUUGGUGGCCGAAAAACAAGCACUUGUAUCAGACAUACAUUGAUGGUAGUAUAUAUGUUGCGUAAUUGCAUAGAAGCCUGUUUGGCAGCUACCUGCUGCAGCGCAAAUGACCAAUAAUAGCCACUUAACUAACUAAACUUAGACUUGUGAAAGAAUCUUAAAAGUAACCCUUUAAAAUGACACACGUAUACACCUUUAAAAAACCAGCACAGUGAUAUCAGAUGUAUCAUCCUAUUAUAAAUGCCAUAUAGGGAACGCGGUAGGUUGACAAACUUUCAUCAAUAAAAAUCCGUGUUACAAUGGUAUAUGGUUAUGAAAGACUGCGGGGGAAGUUUUGACCUGGCACAAAUGGAUUCCUUAGCAUGAAUAGUCGUGCCAUUUAGUCGUGCUCAUGAAUUUCAAAUUGGUCAGUGAAGGUUACUGAUAAUUCCGAGUUGAGUAAAUGUGUCUUUUUGUGUGUUUGUGUUGAGAGUGAAUGUAUUGUGGGGAUACUGCAGCCAUAUUUCUUGAUUGUGAUUGAUGGGCGGGGGUGGGUUUUUUUUGUCUUGUUUUUUUUCCGCAAAUUAAGAAGUAUUGCCUUGUGUAGCUUAAACUGCCAUUAUGAACCUUGAAAUGCUCUGCCAGUCCUUACGGCCCGUCCACACAGCGGCUUUGGAAAAAGCUUGCCGGCGGGCGUGUCUGAAGCUCGACCAACAACAAAUCACAUGAAUCUCCCGCCCCUGAGACACAAGCAGCGGUUUGAUUGGCAAGAGCUUGUACUGGCAUAUGAUUUGAUUGGCUGAGGCUUACACCGAAAGCUUCAGAAGCUUCAAAAGUUGAACAUUGCUCAACUUUUGAAGCCUGAGAUGCCUGGAAAGCUCCGCUCUGCUUCCCACAAUGCAGUUCGGCGAAAAGUGAGGCAAAGUGACGUCACCCCAUUCAAAGUGAAUGGGCAGAAGCGUUGGAAGAUUUUUUUAAUGCUGCUGUGUGGACGUACCGUUAUUCUUGAUGGUGAUGCUCUGUGUAAACCAAUUGGAUUUGGUGGAGCCCUACAUGUCUGCUUUAGUGAUGGAUUCAUUAUAUAUAUUAUUUGAUAUCAUCUGGUGCUUUUGAGCACAGAUUGACAAGCACAUCCAUGGAUGAAUAACAUGCUUUUAUUAGCAUGCAACGUAUUUUUAAAGUUGCAAGAUUGACAGGUUUUCUUAAGAAGUGUUAACCAGUUCUGUACUCAUGACUGAUGCAGGUUUAAAAUGACUACAGCCUCUGACCAUUGUAACUUUUUUUUUAAGGCUUUUAAACUACAUUUGUUAAUAUUCUUAUAAAAUCCAAUAGCACCCCAACAUCCUGUUGAAAGUCAGCGGUUUUAAAACACGAAAAGUGAGCUGUAAUAAGCUCCCAUUGCAGGAGAAACCAAGCAGUACUCCUGUGCUUUUCUUUAUUUCAUGUGUGUCCAUUUGUGGUUAUUUGAUUAAACACACGUGUGCAGGAAUGUGUAAAUAAGUCAAUUGUUAAUGGUUCUGGUAUAAAAUAAAUAAAUACCGUAAUCAUUUCGAUAUGAUGAUUUUGGAUCAGGAAUAAGCUAAUAAAGCAGGAUCUACUUAAUUCGAUAUUAUACUUAAGUGGUGCCAACAAAUGCGUUUUAAUCAAAUUACUAAAUACUUUUGACAUACAUUGAGUCAUGUGCUAACUUUGUUGGUAAUUCAGCCUUGUAUUUUGGGAUCUCCGAUGGCAAUAUUAAAAUUGAGGAAUGUAUCUUGUAGAAACAAGCCAGAACAAGAAUCUCAUAUAUUGUGCUUUUCAUACAGGAAAGAUUGCAUUGGAAUAAGACUGUAUGAGCCAGUAUUCCCCUGCAGGCCCUUCAGUUGGGCCCCAGGCAGUUUCUUGGUGAUUUCCUGCCAGCUCCAGCAUCUUGAUACAGUCAUGUAUGUGGAUCUGUGCUGUUUAUUUGAUGAAGAAAUGGGGCUGAGCAUUUAUAAAAACGACCUUUACAGGUUUGAUAAUCCACACUGCUUAUAGCGUCUGGCUGAAAAUUCAUUCGGAAAAGGCUGUUUAUAUGAAAUGUAACCUGUGUUCUCUAUUACGCUGUCUCUAUGCUGUGUAGCACAACCUGGUUUCUAUUGGGAAAACUGCUUUUUCUAACCCUGCUGCUUUACAUGUCUGAUGGAAGGAAUGUUUGUCUUAGUAACUAGACUUCAGAGCUCACACAUUGGACCAAAUGAGAGGAGGAGCCAGAUAGUUGUACACAAUUCAAUAAAAUAAUCUUUGAUUUUCGCUAGCAUUAAACUGUGGCAAGUCAUCUAGUUUCACUGUGAAAUAUUAAGGGUAAAUUACCAUCACUGACUUUUGUAAAAUUCAGUAUAAUCAGGCCAUACGUGUAAUACUUUGCUCUUCAUGUAAACGCUGAUCACUGUUAAAGCUUAGUGGUGAUGAAUAAGUGAAGACUUUUAAGGGGAUAAGGUGGAUUUAUGUGAAAUCUAAUUGUUUGCCAUAUUGCCAAGCCUUGUUGAAAUGCAUUAAUGUACAAAUAAAGAUUAAACUCGAUGGUGGAAUGU